ACGUCUCCCCCCGUUCUCUCUUUCUUGUAUCUAGUGUGGAAUAGAGGAGUCAAGACGGAUCAUCGCCUUGUAUGACAUUGUGUGUGUGGUUAACGCUUAGAACUGAUAAAGAUCUACAAGCUUCAUUAACAUAUUUUUUGAAUUUUCAAUUUGAGAAAUUUGAUAAAAUAGAAAUAAAGAUGAGGCGUCUAUAUAUAAAUGGCAAUCGAGAGCGUGGACAGGCAUAUGUUUCUGUAUCGCAUACGGCCAGUCUCUCAUUGUAAUGUACUCAAAGUGUUCAUAAUUUAAUUGGUGCAUAGAGUUAAGACACAUUUAGUUAACAUGGAAAUAUACCUUACAAUAACUAGUGGGAAUAAAAGAUAGGGGAAUAUACGAUACUAGUAUGGUGGACAGUGCAAUCUGGUUCGUGGUUUGGUCAAUUGUUAUUUGUAACGUGAGAUCAGAGAAAGCUACAGUAACAUGCUCAUUAAGCGGAAACAACAACCAGAAUCUGAAGAUGUCGUUAAGUAUAGUUAAGGAAAAUGACAUCAUGUCUCUGAUAUCUGUAUACACGGCGCGGGAGAACGACCCAACCUUAAGUAGUCCAAUCAGUGACGUAGGUUGUCAGAUGACCGGAAAUGGUGAACUGGCCACGCCCUUCUUCAUGUCAGUGACUUUUGACGCCACCUCAGACAGAUAUCCGUGUGGAAUUGUAGUUACCAAUAUUAAUGAGUACAGACUUCGAGUGCGAUCAUUCGAGCACCCGGGGGUAAAAUCGACAAAUGAUGCUUUCUUUGAUGCUGUAUGUGAUAGAUCUGCUGGUAGUCAAACCAAUGUUGUUCUGCCGAGGCCUGCAUUUUUGCCCGCAGAAAAAGAUUUAUUAAGAUUUGAACUGUUCAAUGAUAAGAACCAGCCAGUCACCAUAGUUAAUCUUGGAGACAGCGUUCACUUCAAGGCGGAAUACUACUACAACAAUGAGUAUCGUGUGGGAACUUGUGGCUACGAUUUUUGGUUUGCUCUUCCUCAAGACUCCAACCCCGAUACUACGUUCACACACUAUCUGAUACUUAGUCAUCGUCAAAAACAACUUGUAAAUACAACACUGUUAUAUUCUGAUGGCAGCGAAGAGUUAAUGAACUUUGUUGAAGACUUUGGCUUUAAAGCAGCAAUACUGAGUUUAGAACCACAUAGGGGUUCAGAACGAGUGACCAAUAAAUCUAUCCAUAUAAUAUCCACUCAUCAAGUCUGUAUCUACUCAUUUAAUUAUCUAUCCUCUCAGAGUUCAACACUUUUCUCCCUAUUUCCAACAAGUUCUUUGGGAAGAGACUACGUCAUAAAUAAACUGUUUAAGGAUAAUACAGUUGUGAUUCUCGCUACGGACAGCAACACUGAUAUAUCACUAGAAGGUGACGUCGCUAAGAUUGACAAGCCGUCCUCUCUGAGCUCGCUUGAGCCGUUUGAAUCCCUGCAGGUACUCGCCAAAGACACUGUAACAAAGCUAAGAAUCGUCUCCACAAAACCUAUAGCUGUCUUUGUGGGAUCCAAAAGUACCACGGAUAGCAUUGACGGGUACGCAGAACAAAUAUCAGACACUACAAAGAUGGGAAAUAAAUUUGUGUUCCCUCCUACUUCUGGGGAAAUUGUCUGUACCUCUUUGACUCCAAGUACUGUGAUAAAUUAUGUUUGCAAUGACGGUUCCACAGUAGAAAAUACUAUAUCGCAGUAUGAAAGUGCGACAUUUACUUCGUCCAGUGCGCACCACUGUUUAGUAGAAUCCAGUGCGCCACUUUCGUGUGGACAAUAUUUUAAGACAGCAUCAGCGGGUACCGUGAAGGGAUAUACCUCCAUGAUACCUUUCUCUCAGUGGUCUACACAUUAUAGCUUCGGAACAUUUGUUAAUAAAGAGUACGACAUUCUGAUUGUGAUUGAAGAUGGUUUUCAACAUGAUUUGGAAAUAUUUGGAUACCUUGCUGGAGUGGUAAAUGGAUCCACAUUGUCGUGGUCAAGUGUUCUCCGACAUUCAGGAAAAACUUACAUGGGACUCACUUUUCCUAUUAAGAAAAUGUUUGGACCACGAAUACAGGUUUCUCACCCCAGUAAAUCAUUCCUGGUUCUUCUAAGGGACAAUCGUGAGAUCUCCGUCACCAUACCCCCCAAAACAUUCAUGGACAAUGUGUCGAGCUGCAGUAAUACGCUGGGCUUCAGCGGAGACCGUGUUGAUAGUGACUGUGACGGAAGUGUAGAUGAAGACACAGCUUUGACGUCAGGGUCCAAGACGUACGACUUAAAGGCUUAUCCAGAAGGUACAAAGGCUGCAGGGGAAAUUCGUUUCACGAACUGCAUUGCUAAAUCCAAUGCUUUUUGGAAUGAUGGUGGACCCACGUUUAUCUUUAUUGACCAGAAUGGAUGCAUGGUGGGGUCAGAAAGCAAUAUUUUCCCCAUAAACUCAACAUUUUCUGAAGUGACUACAAGUAAGUUGGAUUAUCCAAGACUAUUUUCAUCUGGAUACUUGGAGAGCGCACGAUUUUCCGGAAGUAGUGAUGUUUACUUCCGGUGUCAGGUCCUUCUCUGUUACGACUACUCCGGGGAAUGUUUUAAGGAUGCCUGUAAAGUUGGCGCCGGGUAUAUUGGGGAUAAACACGACAGAAUGUAUGUUGAUCUCAAGGUCAAAGUUUUAUACAGCACUGAAAAACCACUCCACAGUAGACGGAAGGCUACAGAUAGCAGUAGUUCGGAGUCCAGCCUGGAUACGUUUGUGAUAAUCUGUAUCUCUUCCUUCAUCCCUCUUAUAUUGUCCCUGACUGUCACGCUGGUGCUCUACCGGAAACUGACUUUUCUGAUAGAGGAGACAAUGACACCACCGGCCAUAUUCAAACAGGAAGCCAAUAACCUCAACAGGCUGUGAACAGAAGUCGGCGUCCGUCCUCGGCCAGCGAUAGGAGACUCUACACCCCAACACCGUCAGAGAAAGAGAAGUAAACCGAGUUAGCCCACUCAGGUCAUCAACAUGGAGGCAUCAUUAAAGAGAAAGUAUCUGAGUGCGUUCCCAAAAGCGAUUCAAUGCUUGCAUACAAGAUUUCCUCGCUCUUUACUUUUGUACAUAAUUUGAAAACUGGUUGUGGUUUUUAUAGCAAUCUAUGAAAAUUAUUUGCAGCACUUGACUCCAGAAUAACUUCCGGUUCCGUUUGUUAUUACUGUUUUAUUUUGAUUUUUAAAUCCAAGGCAACUACUAUUUAUUUGUGUGUGUUAUUUUGUUGUUUGUUUGAUGCUGUUCAAGAUUAAUUAAAAUAAUUUUAAUGUAA
Messenger RNA from Saccostrea cuccullata (small rock oyster), 3281 nucleotides. RefSeq lists its product as uncharacterized. The record is from RefSeq and is a predicted model, not a curated record. The transcript is spliced from 14 exons. Lineage: Eukaryota; Metazoa; Mollusca; Bivalvia; Ostreida; Ostreidae. Bases 383 to 2884 code for a protein of 833 amino acids.